AUGAUUGCGAACUAUGUUGGCGUCGUCGACCACUCAAUGGAGGGAACGACCUGUCAGAUCGCAGACGCGAAUUUACUGCGACCUGGAACCCACGCCUUCCGUAAUCCACAGUACACCCUCACACACAUAAACACAAUGAGGAGCUUCAUAGGCAAGGUGGUUUCGAACAAGAUGCAGAAGAGUGUGGUGGUGGCGGUGGAUCGAUUCAAGGCGCACAGCAAGUACCCCAAGGUGGUGCACUCCACCAAGAAGUUCAUGGCGCAUGAUGAGAGCAACGAAUGCUCCAUGGGCGACCAGGUGCGCAUCGAGUCAUCGCGGCCACUGAGCAAGCGCAAGCACUGGGUGGUCACGGAGGAUUCCAUGCUCUAA
Messenger RNA from Closterium sp. Yama58-4, 369 nucleotides. Lineage: Eukaryota; Viridiplantae; Streptophyta; Zygnematophyceae; Desmidiales; Closteriaceae. The record is from the annotation of a GenBank genome assembly.